GUAGCACGACAACGAACUUGCUGACAGCUGCUCAACGGAUCUUCUUUGCGACUUGACACAAAAGAGCAGUCAUGGGGAAAGGAUGCAUUGCCGCCACCAAGUACUUUCUGUUCUUGUUCAACCUCCUCUUCUUUAUUUUUGGAGCUGUAAUCAUGGGCUUUGGACUAUGGGUCAUCCUGGAUAACCAGAGUUUCAUCACAGUUUUACAUGAGUCCUCCACAUCGCUGAAAGUUGGCGCCUACAUCUUGAUUGGGAUUGGAUCUCUGUCCAUGCUUAUGGGCUUCCUGGGCUGCUUCGGUGCCAUUUAUGAGGUCCGCUGCCUGCUUGGACUGUAUUUCACCUGCCUCCUCCUCAUCCUCAUUGCUCAGGUGACGGCCGCUGUCCUCAUCUACUUCCAGCGAGACCUGCUGAAACAUGAGAUGUCCACUAUUGUGAACAAAAUCAUGGUGAGCUACACCGGUAACAACACAUCUGAGCAUGCCUGGGACUACCUCCAGAGAACGAUGAAGUGCUGUGGUUGGACUGGACCAUCUAACUGGACGGAGAAUGUGGUGAUAAGGAGUCAAAAGAACAAUUCUCAGAUUCUAUAUCCGUGUUCCUGCCGAAAUGAUUCCAUCAGUGGCACAGAUAUAAAAGAAACAGGCCUGUGUGACGCUUUGUCCCCCAAUUGGCCUGUCUUCGCUACGGGUUGUAUAUCUACUGUGGAGGACUGGCUCCUAAGUAACUGUGGAGUUAUUCUGGGAGUCUGUGUUGGAAUCGGAGUGAUUGAGCUUUUAGGGAUGAUCCUGUCCAUGUGCCUCUGCAGAAGUGUCCAACAGGAGGAUUACACCAAAGUACCCAAAUACUGAGAGCAAACCCCGCUUCAGUGACUCACUUCGACCACAGAAAACACCAGUGUUAGAGCCUCUCCACACCAGCACAACAACUGGAACAAAGCAGACCAGACCACAUCCGAUCACCCAUAAACACACACACAUUCUUCACAUUAUUAUCCCCUUUAAAACAUCAAAACAUCACCCUGUUUAGGAUCCACACUUCCCGAUGUGGACUGUCGCAUCUUUUUUGUAAGAAACUAGUGAUCAUUUUCUUAUUAGUGCUCUGCAGGGUCUAAAUCUAAAGCUUUAUAUUUGGUUUCUCACGUGUGUAUAGCAUACCGUACGCUGACUAUUGCAUAAUGGUUUUCAUUGUUAGUUCAAUCUGAGAGCACUUUAGUGAAUAGCGAGUUUGAAAUGGGAAAGAGCUAUUAGUUGCUUUUAAAAUAUUUUUAUAACCCGAGGGGAAAAUCAACACUUUUUUUAAUCUUUUAUCAUUUAUUUGUAUGAGAAUUGUGUACUUUCUAUUCAAUUGUGUAUGUAAAUACAAUUGACGUACUUCAAUGAGGUUUCGUCUUACUGAAUAACUACAUCCUAGUUAUCGCAGCACUUAACGAUGGCUUUUCUAUACAUAAGCGAAGUGUUAUUAGCCAGGGUUGGGUCACUCAGGGCGGAGGCAGGUGCGGUGUGGGUAAAGAUGGCUGCGGUUGAGGAGUGCUAGGGCAAAUGAAAAGGCUGGGACUGCGUACUACAGCGUUUCUUGUGGUUUACGUGUGAGUCGGCCUACACCGCUCUGUGGAUCAGGGUGUGUAUGUGGAUUUAGGUUGGGCACGUAUCCCACAGAUCUGCUGCGCUGGUGUGGGUAAAACAGCUGUUCAAGUAUGUCUAUAACUGGCGUUAGAUAUAGAUCCUGCUGACUAGCUUCAGCAGCGCCACAGCAAAAUCCACAGAUGUAACAUCUGUCUUCCUGUUACUAACCCAUUUUAGUUGAACCAAAACAGGUCUGUGUGAUGUUGUGUGAGGCUUUUUAAUAUCUUUGCGUUUCUUCUUUUGAAUAUAUAUGUCUAUUGUGUUACAUUUCGAAUGAAGCUGAUGUAAACAAUGUCAAUGUCGAUAAUGGUUAAAUUGUUCAUAUCAGCAGUUGUUCCAAGCAUUUCUGAGGAAUAUUUUGGGCCGUGUCGGUGUCGGAAAAAAAAACAUUCGAAGCUUCUUCUGAGAAGAUAAGAGAAAAGAAUGACCCAGUCGCUGUCUGUAAGACCAUUUGACAAGAAAUCUUUCUAGCUCAGUCCUUUAAAAUAAUCCGAUAGUUUUAUUGUAAUGUAAUAGACCUAGAAGUGAUUUUUCACAUUUCAAGAUUUCUUACUUUUAUUUAGUCUUUUUUUUUUUGUGUGUAUUUUGUCAAGAAGCUGUCUUUUAGAACUCUAGUUUAGAUAGUGAAAGCGUCCCCACUCCCCCCAAAAUGGACUAUUAUUUUGAUAACUAUUUUAAAAGGUAAAAAGGAAGAUGAAGGGCUUUUUUCUACAUUUCUUAUACCUAAUUUUCUGUUUAAACGGGAAGCCAUGUUUAUGUAGUGUUUUACCAGCUGCUUAAGUAGUACAAAACAUGUCUAUGCAAUAGUUAUGAGUUGGAUUAAAAGAAACUUUGACACAAUA
Messenger RNA from Labeo rohita (rohu), 2464 nucleotides. RefSeq names its product CD82 molecule b (gene cd82b). Bases 72 to 848 code for a protein of 258 amino acids. The transcript has 9 exons. The record is from RefSeq and is a predicted model, not a curated record. Gene Ontology annotation, cellular component: membrane. NCBI's taxonomy places the organism in Eukaryota, Metazoa, Chordata, Actinopteri, Cypriniformes, Cyprinidae.